AACUUAAAGCCAACAAUAAGUGGUCCUACAGAUUUGUACGUCAAAAGUGGCAGUGACAUAAAUUUAACAUGUAAAAUAAUACAGGGCCCUCAUGAACUGGGCAAUAUAUUUUGGUAUAAAGGAUCUGAAAUAAUUGACAUGACUACAAAUCAAAAUGAAAUUGAUAGUGGGACAAGGAUAACAGUUGAAAACGAUUGGUCGGAUGGUCUUACUUCAAGAUUGAAAGUAAGAAGAGCCUCAUCCAGUGACACUGGCAAUUACACUUGUGUACCGACGAUAGCAAAAUCAUCGAGUGUAUAUGUCCAUGUAAUUAUAGGCGAACAUCCAGCUGCAAUGCAACAUAAUUCCAGCAACAUGAAUAAUGCCAACUUUUACACAACCUUUUGUUGCAUGUUAUUCACUAUUCUAACAUGUUGUUUACAAAACUUUAUGUGCACCAGCAGAAGCAAAACAAUUAAAACCACAAUAACCAUAUUGGCAAUGAAGAAAUCAUCAACAAGUAAUGCAUCAUUAUCAAUGGUAAAUGCAACAUCAACAUAUGCAUCAGCGUCAACAUCAAUGUCAGCUACAAAAACAGUAGUACAAAAUACGAAAAGAAUAUCUACUGUUGCUAAAAUGGCACAAUCUAAACAAUACAUUUUACCUGUGUUAUCAUUCAAAGAAAUAAGAACAAUUCCAUCGUCAGCAUUAUUUGAUACCAACGGAACAACAUUACCAACAACUGCUAUGUUAGCAACUAUGUGCAGGAAAGCACCGCAUUUGAGUUGCAAUGGCAGAAUCUCUAGAUGAAAGAUUAAAGUUUAUGAUGAACAAAGUUCAAGACAACCCAGAUUUCUUUAAAAAAACAACAAAACAAAACCAAGUAGAUUGUUAAGGUGGUGUUUUUUCAUGUUUUAAUUCAUUCCAUAUACUUUUCUAUGAUUCAAUUUUUUACGACAGACAUGAGUUUUAAAAUACAAGUAGUACACGUAUCUUGGAAGAACACAAAAAAUACAAUACAUAAAGUUUAAGUUCUUUUUAUAUGGCAGAAAAACAAAAUAAAUAAAAUAAAAUUAUAAUAAUAUUAAGAUGGAAUCGUAAAGGAAAAUGGGAAGAAUGUAAAAGGCUUUGUGGAAUAACGUACAUACAUCUGUGAGUAUGGAUGGGUGAGCAAAAUGUAUACAAAUUAAUGAAACUGAACGAAUGAAAUGAUGGAACAAAAGAUUUCAUUGUUGUUCUCAUUUUUUAGCAACUCAAAGAAUGAGAAAGUGGUAAUUAAUCUUUUGUGCAAAGAAUAAGUCAGUCAGCGAAUCAGUUAAUCAGUGAGUUAGUUUAAGAUGCUCUUACAAGGAAGUAGUUUUGUAAAUUAUAUAGAAAUCAUCACAAUGAUGUAACAAAUAUUAAAAAUUAACCAAAAAAGUACGAAUAUUAUAAAAUUUUACGUUUUGUUUCU
Molecule: messenger RNA, 1432 nt
Organism: Lucilia sericata (common green bottle fly)
Lineage: Eukaryota; Metazoa; Arthropoda; Insecta; Diptera; Calliphoridae
Exons: 4
Biological process (GO): synapse organization
Cellular component (GO): neuron projection membrane
Source: RefSeq, a predicted model, not a curated record